Brassicogethes aeneus is the source of this 1513-nucleotide messenger RNA. The record is from the annotation of a GenBank genome assembly. Lineage: Eukaryota; Metazoa; Arthropoda; Insecta; Coleoptera; Nitidulidae.
AAAAAAGUUUAUUUAUAUCUUUGUUUAUAUUGUUGUUUAAAAGAUUAAUUUACGCACUUCCUAAUGAAAUGGCAUCUGCUUUAGAGCAAUUUGUGAACAACGUUAGGCAUCUUUCCACUCAUGGAAACUUUAGGGAACUUUGUGAGUUUUUAAACAAAUCCAACGAAGUACUGUUAAAAAAUACGCAACACUUGGAUAACGUGUUAGAGACUCUUAAUGUGCAACAGCAUUCUCUAGGAAUAUUGGCCGUGUUGUGUGCUAAAUUCAAUGCAGCUGGUGGAGGAUCUACACCAGACAACCGCUACACACAAGUCCAAGAGUUUAUUGUGGGGUGCAAUGGGGAACAAAUAAGAUUUGCGCCAGAUUCAUUUUCAGAAUUAUGUCAUCUAUUCACCAAUUAUUUGGUAGAGUUAAAACAACCUGUAAGGGGGAUUGUUCUUCUUCAGAAAGCAAUAUCCAAGUUAAGAUUGUAUGAUUCUCAAUUAACCUCAAUCCAUGCUGAUUUAUGUCAAUUAUGUUUGCUGGCCAAAUGCUUUAAGCCAGCUUUAGAAGUACUAGAUAUAGAUAUUACAGGAGUAUGUCAAGAGAUUGCACAUAGUCCAAAUGGUCCUCAAUUUGAUGCAAAAUAUUUUCUAUUGUAUUAUUACUAUGGGGGUAUGAUUUACUUAGCUGUAAGGAAUUUAGAUAGGGCUCUAUACUUUUUUGAAGUAGCCAUUACCACACCAGCUCAUGCUGUGUCACAUAUUAUGCUAGAAGCUUACAAAAAGUAUAUUCUUGUCUCGUUAUUACUAAAUGGAAAGGUUCAACCUGUACCUAAAUAUGCUUCUCAGGUUGUGACAAGGUUUAUGAAACCUUUAUCUCAACCCUACCAUGAUUUAGCCAAUGCUUUCACUAUGAAUAACACUACCGAAUUAAACAACGUACUUAGUAAAAAUACCGAGGUAUUUACAAGAGAUCACAAUUUGGGUUUAGUAAAACAAGUUUCUUCAGUACUAUACAAAAAGAACAUUCAAAGACUGACAAAGACAUUUUUAACAUUAAGUUUAUCUGAUGUUGCAAGUCGAGUAGGUUUACCAAGCCCUUCAGAUGCAGAAAGACACAUACUAAGUAUGAUUGAAAACCGACAAAUCUUUGCAACUAUUAACCAAAAAGAUGGUAUGGUGGUGUUUAGAGAUGAACCAGAUAAAUUUGGUGGUCCUGAAGUACUAAAAGGGUUAGAGGAACAAUUAACACUUUGCAUGGAAUUAGAUAAGCAAAUUUUGUCCAUGGAUGAAGAAAUUCAAGUUAAUCCUCAGUAUGUAAAAAAAUCAUCAGGAAUUCAAGAUGAAGAACAGCCCAGUAAAAGUACUUAUGCAAUGUAAAAAUUUUAUUUAGUAUAUUUUGAUGUGAAAUUUAAGCCAUGUAUAUUUUGGCAAAUUAGGUAAAAAUAAAUCAAAUAUUCUAAAUUACAUGUAUUAUAAUAAAAAAUACUUUCCUUUUCAAAAUAAAACGACACAUUCAAAAUUGUCAAAAU